AUGCCGCGCCUGCGCCCAUCUUUCAUACGGCGGGCGCACAACAUCUCCUCACACCUCGCCACACUCCUACCUGCCUGUCGGGACCUGCGCUCGGCACAGAACGAGUUGCGAUGGAUCCGUGAGCACGUCUCGUCCUCUUUGGCCCCUGCUCACGAGCAUAACGUUACGUCACGCAGCUGCGUCACAAAGACGGCCGUGGCGGUCAUCAAGAAGCAUCUCGAUACCGAGGUCCAGAUUGACCGUCUGUGCAGACUGCGAGGGACCCGGGGCGUGCCGCUGCAGUACGUGCUCGGAUCGCAGCCCUUUGGCGACCUGGACAUCCGGUGCCGGCCAGGCGUCCUGAUUCCGCGUCCUGAGACCGAAGCCUGGGUGUUUCACCUCGCAGACUUGGUCAGGAACGUCAUUGCGGAAGGCGCGCUUUCACGACCAGGUGGCGAUGUUGAUGAUCGCACUGCCAGACCGCUGAAGAUCGUGGACCUCUGCUCCGGAUCCGGAUGCAUCGCCCUGCUGCUUUCGUCACUCCUGCGAAGCCAUCUACGGGGCUCGGACGUAGACAUUCGUGGAUUCGAUGUCGAGCCUCGGGCCGUAAGCCUAGCGAAAGAGAAUUUGGCGUAUAAUCUGCGACGACGUGUGCUGCCACGACCUCGUGCCGGCCGCCAGAACGUGGUGUUCGAGAAAGCCGAUAUCUUCUCUGAAGACUGGCUGGCGUCUCUGCAUCAUGACCCUGCAGACCCUAAUGCGGGAGGGUCCAAGCUGGGGGCUCCGAUUGACAUUUUCGUUUCCAACCCGCCUUACAUCUCGAUGAGGGGUUACGACUGCGACACAGGUCGAUCCGUCCGUAAUUACGAGCCCAGGCUUGCCCUUGUGCCGCACGAAUCGCUACGGAUCUCAUCCUUUGCCGACUGUGCGCCGGAAGACGUCUUCUAUGCCAGGCUACUCGAGGUGGCCGAGAUACUCCGUCCGAAGUUCGUGGUGCUUGAGGUCGGUGAUCUGGCUCAAGCCACACGCGUCCUAGAAAUGGCGGUCCGGGCGCCACGACCGUGGAUUACCAUGGAGGUGUGGAGGGAUUGGCCUGAUAUGGCACCUGAGGAGGGCGAGGAUCAGGUUGUGCGAAUCGGUGGGCUGCAGGUGCCGGUUAGGGGCAGUGGACAUGGGAGGACUGUCUUCCUCCAGCGUGGUGCCUGA
Anthostomella pinea is the source of this 1185-nucleotide messenger RNA. The record is from the annotation of a GenBank genome assembly. NCBI's taxonomy places the organism in Eukaryota, Fungi, Ascomycota, Sordariomycetes, Xylariales, Xylariaceae.